Bufo gargarizans (Asiatic toad) is the source of this 911-nucleotide messenger RNA. Its product is annotated as myosin-4-like. Gene Ontology annotation, biological process: vesicle transport along actin filament; actin filament organization. Gene Ontology annotation, cellular component: vesicle; myosin complex; cytoplasm. Gene Ontology annotation, molecular function: actin filament binding; microfilament motor activity; ATP binding. Lineage: Eukaryota; Metazoa; Chordata; Amphibia; Anura; Bufonidae. The transcript has 7 exons. The record is from RefSeq and is a predicted model, not a curated record. The annotation marks the transcript as partial.
GACCUUUUUAAGAAUGGGGGGAGGAUGAUCCCUAUCAUAUCACAAAGCCCCUCACUUAUAAAAAGAUCAGAGGCUCAUGUCAGCGCUCCGUGUCCUUCCUGUACUGACAUCCAGGAUUGCCCAGUCCUCUUCUCAACUGAAAUCAUCAGAGGGAUUCACAUACCUGCUUCAUCACUAAGCAGUCUCCUGUAAACCGCAACCAUGAGUUCGGAUGCGGAGAUGGCGGUUUUUGGGGUGGCGGCUCACUUCCUCAGGAAAAAUGAGAAGGAGAGGAUUGAGGCCCAGAACAAACCGUUUGAUGCAAAGACGUCUGUGUUUGUGGUGGAUACCAAGGAAUCCUAUGUGAAGGGCACACUAACCAGUAAGGAAGGGGGCAAAGCCACCGUAAAAACAGAGAAAGGGGAGUCUGUAACAGUGAAGGAUGACCAAAUUUUCCCCAUGAACCCCCCUAAAUAUGAUAAAAUUGAAGACAUGGCGAUGAUGACUCACCUGAACGAGCCGGCCGUCCUGUAUAACCUCAAAGAGCGUUACGCAGCCUGGAUGAUCUACACAUAUUCCGGUCUGUUUUGUGUCACCGUGAACCCCUACAAGUGGCUGCCUGUUUACAACCCUGAAGUUGUCGAUGCUUACCGAGGCAAAAAGCGUCAGGAGGCCCCACCACACAUCUUCUCCAUCUCUGAUAACGCCUAUCAGUUCAUGUUGACUGAUCGCGAAAACCAGUCCAUCCUGAUCACUGGAGAAUCCGGUGCCGGCAAGACCGUGAACACGAAACGUGUCAUCCAGUACUUCGCAACAAUUGCAGCUGUUGGUGACAAAAAGAAAGAUGAGACUACAAAGCAAAAGGUCUAUCUCUUAUCUAUCUAUCUAUCUAUCUAUCUAUCUAUUAUCUAUCUAUCUCAUAUCUAUCUAUC